This is a messenger RNA of Acinonyx jubatus (cheetah), 1966 nucleotides long. Its product is annotated as collagen alpha-1(XIII) chain. The transcript is spliced from 38 exons. NCBI's taxonomy places the organism in Eukaryota, Metazoa, Chordata, Mammalia, Carnivora, Felidae. The record is from RefSeq and is a predicted model, not a curated record. Bases 106 to 1833 code for a protein of 575 amino acids.
GCUGGAAGACCCGGCCUCCCAGGGGACAAAGGUGCCAUUGGGAUUCCUGGACGUGUGGGAGUAAAGGGCCAACCAGGCGAGAAGGGGGCCCCAGGAGAUGCCGGCAUGUCCAUCAUUGGUCCCCGCGGCCCCCCUGGUCAGCCGGGCACUCGAGGUUUUCCUGGAUUUCCGGGUCCCAUCGGGCUAGAUGGAAAACCGGGCCACCCCGGACCCAAAGGAGAGAUGGGCCUGACGGGUCCCCGAGGACAGCCGGGACCUCAAGGACAAAAAGGAGAAAAGGGUCAGUGUGGAGAGUACCCACAUCGGCUGCUGCCUCUCCUCAAUUCAGUGCGACUGGCUCCACCCCCAGUCAUAAAAAGGCGGACCUUCCAGGGCGAACAGGGCCAGGCCGGUAUCCAAGGACCACCGGGGCCACCAGGCCCCCCUGGACCGAGCGGACCUCUGGGGCCCCCGGGACUGCCAGGGCCCAUGGGGCCCCCCGGCUUACCUGGGCCUCCAGGACCAAAGGGAGACCCAGGAAUCCAGGGUUACCACGGCCGAAAGGGAGAACGAGGCAUGCCGGGGAUGCCGGGCAAACACGGAGCCAAGGGGGCUCCCGGAAUCACCGUGUCGGGGAUGAAGGGUGAGCCGGGGACCCCAGGAGCCAAGGGCGAAAAGGGGGCUGCAGGCUCCCCCGGGCUGCUCAGCCUCCUGGGGCAGAAGGGAGAAAAAGGCGACGCUGGCAACUCCUUUGGAGGGGGCAGAGGGGAGCCCGGCCCCCCAGGGCUACCUGGGCCCCCAGGCCCAAAGGGAGAAGCUGGUGUUGAUGGCCAGGCCGGCCCCCCAGGACGGCAAGGAGACAAGGGUGAGCCCGGAGCAGCCGGAGAACAGGGACCGGCUGGCCCCAAGGGCAGCAAGGGGGAACCAGGCAAAGAAAUGGUGGACUACAAUGGGAACAUCAACGAGGCUCUCCAGGAGAUCCGAACGCUGGCCUUGAUGGGACCCCCUGGUCUUCCCGGGCAAAUCGGCCCACCCGGAGCCCCGGGGAUCCCAGGCCAGAAGGGGGAGAUUGGACUUCCAGGCCCUCCAGGACACGAUGGGGAAAAGGGACCUCGAGGCAAACCAGGCGACAUGGGCCCUCCCGGUCCCCAAGGCCCCCCAGGAAAGGCUGGGCCCACAGGAAUGAAGGGUGAAGACGGACACGUGGGGAGCCCGGGAGAAAAGGGGGAGAAAGGGGAGACGGGGCAAGCAGGCCCUCCGGGUCUAGACGGCCCAACUGGGGAGAAAGGAGAACCAGGUGGCCAAGGGAGACCCGGAACAACAGGAUUGCCCGGCCCGAUCGGGCUCCCGGGAUUUACAGGGGAGAAAGGAGAGCCCGGGGAGAAGGGAGACCCAGGAGUGGAGGUUCCUGGGCCCCCAGGGCCAGAGGGGCCUCCCGGACCUCCGGGACUCCAAGGUGUUCCUGGACCAAAGGGGGAAGCGGGACUGGAUGGAGCAAAAGGAGAGAAGGGUGUCCAGGGAGAGAAAGGAGACCGAGGGCCGCUGGGAUUACCCGGAGCUUCAGGUUUGGACGGCAGGCCUGGGCCACCGGGUACUCCAGGACCAGUCGGAGUUCCAGGCCCAGCGGGACCAAAGGGCGAGAGGGGCAGCAAAGGCGACCUUGGGAUGACAGGACCAUCAGGAGCGGCUGGGCUUCCUGGUUUACAUGGACCACCCGGGGACAAAGGAAACCGGGGACACCGAGGUUUUAAAGGAGAGAAAGGGGAGCCGGGGUUACCAGGGCUGGACGGACUGGAUGCCCCGUGCCCAUUGGGCGAAGAUGGCUUACCAGUCCAGGGCUGUUGGAACAAGUGAUGCCUCUAACCUGGGAUUGGCCUGUGUGUGUGUUUGUACAUAGAGUAUUUAUUUUUAUACAGUUUUCACUUUUUGAAAAUGCCGGAAGUAUGAUGCAUCUUACAGAUUAUUAUUAAAAAAAAAAGAAAGAAAA